AUGAAACAAGAAGUUUCUAUGGAAGAUCGUUUGAUGGGUCUUCGAUCAAUCUUUCAUGGACCGGUGCUUUUCCCGAACACUCUUAUGAAUUCAGGUGGAAUGAUUCCGCCUCAUAUUGCUGCAGCCGUUGCUUUGUCAAUGAACCAUCGAAUGGCACAAACAAGUACGCCGCCAUUCGAUCCGACCACAAUUUCCGUCUCCUCAUUUCCGACAUUGUCCCGGGAUUCACCUCCUCUUGCAUCGUCACCGACACUCAGCUGUGCUGUCUGUGGUGACGUAAGCAGUGGAAAGCACUAUGGUAUACUAGCGUGCAAUGGCUGUUCGGGAUUUUUCAAACGAUCCGUGAGACGGCGGCUCAUAUAUAGGUGUCAAGCAGGAACAGGAAGUUGCAUAGUGGACAAAGCUCAUAGGAACCAAUGCCAAGCGUGUCGCUUGAAAAAAUGUCUUAGCAAAGGAAUGAACAAAGACGGUGUGAUCGCCUUUUCAGCCGUACAAAAUGAACGACAACCGCGAAACACAGCCACGAUCAGACCAAGCGUCGACAUGGAUCCGCACAACUUCCUGCGGGAGUAUGCCGGAGCUGUUUCGGCUGUUCUCUCACAACCUGAAUUGCCACCUCGAGAAGAAUCUCCACUAAGUGCAACAAGUGAAGGAAGAACGGAAGAUGAAAAGAAGGAUGUCUUCCCAGACUCACCAGCUAAGAUACUGGAACUAUCCUUACUUUGGACACAAGCCGUUCCAUCAUUUCGAUCAUUGGGCGAUUCUGAGAAGGCUCAUCUCCUUACCGCAAACUGGCGAAUACUCUUCCUAUUGUCCCUUGCUGAAUGGGCACAAUCCACUUUUGUGGAAUCUAACGAUGUCGAGCCUGCUGUGAGAAAUGCCCUAAACUCUAUUAGGAUGCUUGAACUCAAUCGAACAGAGUUUUCCUGCCUUAAGGCAGUUGCGCUCUUCUUGAAUGGUAAGACUAGAUUUUUUUGGAUUGAAAAAAUAUCGAAAAUUAGCUUCAAACUCUGAGU
Cylicostephanus goldi is the source of this 1016-nucleotide messenger RNA. The record is from the annotation of a GenBank genome assembly. Lineage: Eukaryota; Metazoa; Nematoda; Chromadorea; Rhabditida; Strongylidae.